Molecule: messenger RNA, 4547 nt
Organism: Lepisosteus oculatus (spotted gar)
Lineage: Eukaryota; Metazoa; Chordata; Actinopteri; Semionotiformes; Lepisosteidae
Gene: dynlt3
Product: dynein light chain Tctex-type 3
Biological process (GO): microtubule-based movement
Cellular component (GO): cytoplasmic dynein complex; cytoplasm
Molecular function (GO): dynein intermediate chain binding
Source: RefSeq, a predicted model, not a curated record
AGUUCCCUGAGUGACAGCUAAACAGGAACACAAGCGCCACUGUUGCAAGGGAGUGUCAUUGAGAGCGGAUAGCGUUGGAGACGCUUGCUGUUGUUUGUCUUCGUGGAAUACAACGAUGGAGGAAUACCAUUCCAGUGACGAGGUCCCCUUUAAUGCAGAUGAAGCAAGCAGCUGCGUGAAAGAGUGUAUUGAAGGUAUCAUUGGUGGAGUAGAUUACAAUCAGAACAAGGUGAAUCAGUGGACAGCCAGUAUUGUUGAGCACUCCCUCACUCAGCUUGUCAAGCAAGGAAAACCAUUCAAGUACAUAGUCAACUGUGCUGUGAUGCAGAAGAGUGGAGCUGGACUACACACAGCCAAUUCCUGUUACUGGGACACAGCUACUGAUGGGAGCUGCACGGUGAGAUGGGAGAAUCGCACCAUGUAUUGUGUGGUCAGUGUCUUUGCUGUUGCUGUGACCCUCUAGCCAGGUGACUCAGAAGGCUGGACAAACAGACCUGCACACGGACUCACAUGGGAACCGCCAAAGCCUUGAAGAUCCAAUGCUGUUUUAUGAUGUGAAAUGUGUGUAAUGCUGGUAUUACUGGUUAGCUGGUAAUAAUGAACUCUCGACUACCCACAGUUCAGAAAUCACACACGUCCAGGAGGAAUGAUAAGGUUUCCUUGUUGCGUACAGGCCUUUUAAAACUAUGGUUAACCUUCAUGCUUUGAUAUUUUUCAAUUAUUAUUGCUAUUGUUUUGUAAAGACCAGAUUGGUGUAGUGUGUGGUGGUAUUUGAAUAAUUUCUGUUUCCUGGAGGGAAACAAGAAACAUUCUGAUUUGAAUAAUCACUUACAAUAAGAUUGUCCUUUGUCAGUAAUGCUUUUAGGCUCAAUUAGUUUCAGUCCCGCUGUAGAAAAGCUCAGCUUUUUUAAAGUGUCUAUACUGUAUACAAGGAAGAACAGCAUGCAGUUUCUUAAAUCUCUUGCGUUUUUUUUGGAUAAAACAGAAUUCAGAACCCUCUUUUGGUCAGAGGCACUGUGUUACUGUGCUUAAUUUUGCUUUUGUUGUAUUGGAUCUAUACUGAAAGCUUCUUUCCUUUUUGGUGCCUGAAAUGAGAAGGAGAUUUCAGCUAGUUCAGGUUAAGUUCAAGAAGGGAGCAGCAUCAGCAUACUUAGGCUACAAAGCAACGGGUAAAGGAACAAGUAAAGGUUUAUUCCAUGCUGAAACAAAAAGAGACAUGUUUGAGAAGGCUUCACAGCUGAAACGUUGUCUCUUUUCAGCCUGGAAUAAACCUUUACUUGUUCCUUUCCAAGUUUAAGGUUGAGAUUGUCAAAGUAUAAAGAAAGCAACCAGAUGUAAAAUCUUAAUGAUCUUAAGUCUUAAAUACCUAAAAUGUCAAUAUUACAUGUAUUUCAUGUAUUACUUUAUUCUCUAACACAUUCUUAUUGCUGAAUGCAGUGGGGUUGUAUAGGCAGUUAUCAAGUUUUAGCCACCCCGACUAUAACAAGUUAAUAAGCAAGCCUAAUUGAUAUCCAAAUUAGCAGAAGCAGUCUAGCAUUGAACCCUCCUUUUUACAUCCAGCCUCCUCAGCAGUUUUGUGUAAAUAACUCCUGUUGGCGCAGUGGUAGAUUUACAUAAUUCUUCAGUGUAGUAGACUGCAACUAUAUUGUGAGCACAAAACAAUUAGUAAUUAAACAAAACAGUAAUUUGCCUCGGUGUGAUAAGUAGGCACUGCACACAAGCUUGGGAUUGUAUUCCAAACGGCAAAGGCUUAACACUGUUCUGAACAUUUUUUUCUUUUCAGUGGAUAUCAGUUCUGGUCCUGAGGUACCACUAUGUAUACUGGUUUUUGCUUCUGCUCAGCUCUCAAUCUCAAGUGCGCCUUUGAUGCCUUUAAUAGGUCUGCUUUCUUGUUUAGUCUUUUGUUAAACCUUGAUUCUGCUCUCAGUCUUAAGUUUCACGAACACUCCAGUUAAAGGUAUUUGUGGUGUGCACCAUUUCCAAAAGCCUCAGCAUAAAUUAAAACAGCCUUUCUUCAAUUUGCAUUCCCUUGUUUCUGAAUUAAUGGCUUUAAAGAAGCAAUCAAUUUAUGUUGAACAGACAAAGCUGGGAAUGACAAUGUAUCGGACAGUCCCACAAUUAUUUUCCUUCAGCUGAGAUGUAGCUCAUUGUAAUUCAGUGAGCCUACCUGAAUGGGGGCAGUUCUGAACCCCAGAAAUUUGUGCAGGGUUGGUACCAAUCACAGAUAGCAUUAGACCUUUUGAGGAAUGAAAUCAAAUUUUCAUUGAGAUCAAUGAGCCUUGUGCACUUGGCUGGAGCGAAACCAGGUCCGCUGGCCAGGGUUGUGAACCACGUCUUUACAAAUGGUUCUUUAAUGUGCAACACAUUUCUAAGACUAUUGCUCAGUGAACGGGUGCUGCAAAAAGCAUAAAGGCGGCUUUAACAUUUUAAAGCAAAGUGCGUUUUUACGUUUGUCCGUUAGAUGGCGCUCGAAGGUAAAACUCGUGAUGAGUACAGUUCAUUCCCAGGAAGACACGCUUCCCGAGCUGUAACGAGCCGUGCUGUAUACUGCUUUUUGAACUGCCGAGUGGACACGUCUUUACUGCUUAAGAGCUCAGUUUUCAAUUUGAGGGAAAUAGAAGAAUAAAUAGGAAUGUUGUGAUUAAAUUAUUAGUAUUUUUUGUUUAUUGUUAAGUAUUUUAUUUUUCCUGUCCAAAAAGUUGUCUUAUAAAGACUAGAUCUUUACUGUGAUUAGGUCAAAGCUAUUAAACAAGCUUCAGUCCACCUACCCGUCACAAAGCCCAAGCCCUGUACUUGACUGCGGUCUUGAUUUGUUGUGUUUGGGGGUCUUGGUAAGCCUUAGGCAAAGAGAAACACAUUUUCGAUUGGGAGGGCUGAGACAAGUUUAGGCCUUCUGGUCUGGUCAUACUAUAUUUCUUUGUCAUUUUCUGUGCAGUAUUGCUAUAACAUGAUUUGAAGUUCAUCAAUGAAUUGUGACUUAAAUCAACAGGAAACAGUACCCUUUAAGUGAAAAGGCAAAACUUUCUUAGUGUUUACCAAUGCUAAGAAAAGAGGUAAAUAUUUUUUUGCUCCUGUAACUUUUUUUUAGUAUUGUUUCUUAAUUUCAGACUUUAUUUGUUUAGACAUACAGUACAGUUAUUGGAGUUUCCUAACUGGUGUGUUAUAUACCUUUUGCAUACAGGAGCAAUUUGACUGGUUAGAAUUUGCAAUUAAAUGUUUGUGAGUCUAAAUAAUUUUGUUUAUGCCACUUAAUGGUUUGAGUUAUUCAUUAAAGGGCUAGAAUUGUGAUCACUAACACAGGGGGUAUUCUAUCAGUGAAGCACUUAUUUUAUUCUAAAUAAAUGUCAGAACGUGUCUGUAGAAUGAAGUCAAACAAGAGGAGCACUAAUUAUUCACAAAUAGUGUGAAUGAGAACUGACUUUGCUGAAUUAAACUACAGUUGAACCAACUGUGGACUUCUCCUCCAACUGUCGGCCCAGGUUGCAUAAGACACCUUAAGCAUUUCUUAAAAAUACUUCUCCCUUUAAAUAGGGUACUGACUUGGGGUCAUUAAACAAGUUUUCGCAACAUCCUUGAGCUCAAGGAAUACCUAAGAGGAAAAGUGCGUGGAAAUGUCAGCUCCAGGGCUUUCAUGCAAUGGGCCAGUGGUGUCCUUAUUUUGAAGGGAUGGCAGUGCUGUCUAUUACUUGAACACUUAACAGAGAUUGAUAGUAGUCUAUAGCUUCAAAAUGUAAGAAAGUAAAAACCCAGUGCCACUACCAGCUCUCGCAUUAUGACACUUGAGAAGGUAUUGUAAAUAGCCUAGUAAGAGCAUGCCUUGACUAUUGGAAAUGGGAGUAUUGUCGUAUUCAGAUCAGCACGAGCUGUUGUGUUUCCAGGCUUGGGAGGACGUGGAUGAAGAGAAGCUGGCUGGGUCACGCCAUGCCUCACACUCUUGUAUUGUGCGCCAUCUCAUUCCACACCUGAGUGGGCUGUUGUGCAUGAUUGCAUGCUUUUGUAAGAUAUAGAGCGAAGCUGUAAAUAAACAUUAACUCAUAAAAAAAGGCUUUCUGUUGUUUGGAGUGAGUUAUAUUCCAUGAAAAUGACGACUUGUGUUUUAUGUUUGCUUUUGAAUUCAAUGGAGGGCUGUGGGAGGGAUCUCUGAUCUUAAAAUGUUUGCGUUUAAGAGCAUUUUAAAUCAUUGAAAGCUUGAAUUUCAAAACAAUUUAAAAGUCAUAGUUUACCUGGGGUUGGAAAAUGCUCUUUUCUAAGCAGACUAGUAUAGAGAUUUAUAAGACGACAAUUUCAUGGGUUGAGGUUUGGUUGGCGAGGAAGUAAAAUUGAAUUUGUACACUAUGUUCUUUGUAGUUAUCCUGAAUGAAGACAAUGAAGACUAGCCUGAAACUAUUUUGUUUUCUUUUUAAAAUAUCUGUUAAACAUUAGCUCCACUUAUGUAAGAUGUAUGAAAGCUGGAAGUUUCAAUAUUUUUGAAUGCUUACCUAGAAACCUGUUUUGUGUGACUAAAUCUGUUGCAAUUUCAUGCUUCGCCGUUAAACUGUUAUGACUGA